Acanthosepion pharaonis is the source of this 579-nucleotide messenger RNA. Lineage: Eukaryota; Metazoa; Mollusca; Cephalopoda; Sepiida; Sepiidae. The record is from the annotation of a GenBank genome assembly.
AUGGAUCAUUAUAUCAACCACCCACCCUAUCUAUCUAUCUCCGUAAAUAACCUAUCUAUCUAUCUAUCUAUCUAUCUAUCAAUCUAUCUAUUGACUUUUGAAACUAAAGCUCUCUCCUCACCUCAAGUUGAAUUUGCGUGUCUCUCGAUUCCACUAUUUCAUCCUUCAUCUACAGACGACGUUUCUAAGAGAUUCCGUGCACUCUUCAAUGCUAAGUUGAUCGAGGGUGAUGUCUCAGCUGCACUGAGAUACCCCAACAUGAUCGCGACAAUAUUUUCAGCCAACUUGAAGGCUUUAAAAAGAAAAAAAAAAGACGGAGGUGUCCGCCCUAUCGCGGUUGGUAACAUUUUUCGUCGUCUCGCAGCAAAAACUCCUUGUAGAGUUGUUGUGAAGGAGAUAGGGCAUGAAUUGCGACCUGUCCAGCUCGGGGUAGGCAUACAGGGCGGAUGUGAAGCCGCGGUUCAUGCCACAAGAUCAUUUUUCGAGAAUACAUCACCUGAGUCCCCACGUAUCUUAUUAAAAUUGGAUAUGAAAAACGCUUUCAAUAGCAUCAGAAGGGAUCAUGCCCUGGAAGUUUGA